AUGGAGAAGAACGCACUCUGGCUCCUCUGCUUGCUUGUGUUGCCAGCGUUAGCCUGUGGUUAUAAGGAGGAUGACCUGGUUACCGGUUUACCGGGUCAACCACCGGUUCACUUCAGACAUUACUCCGGCUACGUGAAUCUUGGGCCUAAGCAGAAGCAGAAGUCACUUUUCUAUUGGUUCUUUGAAGCUCAACAACACUCCUCUCGCCGUCCUCUAGUCCUCUGGCUCAACGGAGGACCUGGUUGCUCAUCGAUCGCUACUGGUGCUGCGCAAGAACUAGGCCCGUUUCUGGUCCAUACCAAAGAUGGUAACCUAACCUUCAAUGAAUUCUCUUGGAACCAAGAGGCCAACAUAUUGUUCUUGGAAGCACCGGUAGGCGUUGGGUUUUCAUACAGUAAUAACUCAACGGAUCUUCAAAACCUUGGAGAUCAAGUUACUGCACAGGAUUCUCUUGUGUUUCUCAUCAACUGGUUCAAGAAAUUCCCCGAGUUUCGAUCCAACGAUUUUUACAUCACUGGAGAGAGUUAUGCAGGUCACUAUGUUCCUCAGCUUGCGGAGGUGAUUUACGACAGGAACAAGAAAGUUCAAAGAGAUUCUCGCAUCAAUCUCAAAGGCAUCAUGAUUGGAAACCCAUUGAUCAAUGACGACACAGACACUGCAGGACUAGUUGACUACGCGUGGAGCCACGCCCUAAUAUCCGACGAGGUUCAUAAAAACAUUCAUGACUCGUGCCGUUUUGGAGACAAACUAACCCCAAACGAAACGGCACAAUGCGUCAAAAGUUUCGAAGGGAUGACAGCUUUCGCGGCGAUCAAUAUAUACAGUAUCUACACUCCUAUUUGCCUCUCCUCCUUGUCGUCGUCAAAAAAACAUAAACGUGCCAUGUCUCAUAAUCUCCUCAUUUCACAAGAUAUCUGGAAUAGGUUGCCUUAUGGGUACGACCCGUGCACACCAGACUAUGCCCAAAAAUAUUUUAAUAGGAAAGAUGUGCAGACCGCACUUCACGCAAACGUCACAAACAUACCUUACCCGUACACAGCUUGCAGUACGGUGAUAAAGUGGAAUGAAGCUCCGACCACCGUGAUUCCCAUCAUCCAGAAGCUCUUGAAGAGUGGCCUCCGCAUUUGGAUCUAUAGCGGAGAUACGGAUGGGAGAAUGCCAGUAACAUCUACGCGUUAUAGCUUAAGGAAGAUGAGACUUAAGGUGGAGUCACCGUGGAGGUCAUGGUUCCACAAGAGUCAAGUGGCUGGAUGGGUUGAGACUUAUGCCGGAGGGCUAACUUUUGUCACCGUUAGAGGUGCUGGUCAUCAGGUUCCACUCUUUGCUCCGGCGCAAUCCCUCACCUUAUUCUCCCACUUUCUUUCUUCCCUCCCUUUGCCUCCCUCUCGCUUCUAAUUAACACCAUAUAUGAUCCCUCUCCUUACUCAUAUGUUUCAAUGUUUGAUUUACGAGAAAAUAAUAUCAGUGUCUCUUUUCUUUUUUGUUGGCUUGUUUUGCAGUUAUUAUGUUAGUUGUUGUAUGGUAAUAAUGUAUUACACUCCCCUAUAGUCCCAUGUGUAUAUGAAUGUGAAAGAUCAAUCGAAUAAAACAUAGAAAAAGCUUUGAAC
This is a messenger RNA of Eruca vesicaria subsp. sativa (arugula), 1607 nucleotides long. NCBI's taxonomy places the organism in Eukaryota, Viridiplantae, Streptophyta, Magnoliopsida, Brassicales, Brassicaceae. The record is from the annotation of a GenBank genome assembly.